UCUCCCUUGCCCCUUGCGUUCGUAGGGCGGUGCUGCAAUGGAGGAUCAACAGUGGUUGCGACGGUGCUGGUCGUGCUGGUUGCUGAUACUGCUACACUCCUGUUACUUCGCUUCCUGUGGCAGUGCGGAUCGUGUGGUGGAUACGAAAAACAGCCGCGUGUGGGGACCGGGUGUGGAGAUACCGGACCGGGCUACCCUUCCGGCGCGCUACUUUUUCAUCGAACCGAGAGACGUGGACAAUCAAAAAAUCAAUGCAUCUCAAAAGUACGACGUACACAUUAUUGGACAGUCACGUUUCGGGUCUUGCCGAUACCGGUUGAAUCAGAUCGAUCGUCACGAUGGCUCGAGCAUCGUACGCUACAGGCUGGCGGAAUCUUGCAGUGACGUCACGAUACACGUGCGACAUAAUGAAGUCCACCUACAUGGUUCUCCGUUCGCCAUACCCGGAACACUUUACUCCGAACAAUGCUACUGUCCGCAAGGUUCCGUCGAUGAGUGGCUUGAAACGGUCGGCUGUCCUUCGGGUGAUCCGCAGAUAGAUAUGGAUCUGAUCCCAUUCCGAGCGAUCAAUUUCUCCAGCCUGCGUACAAGGAUGAUCCAGCAGUACGAUAAACCGGGCAGCAUUUCACACUGCAACUAUGUGAUUCUACGCAAUCAAGUUCAUCGGCGUUGUUAUGGUCAACACACCGGCUUUAGUAAGUUCAUGGACACAAUCUUGCUUUCGUUGGCACGGAAGUUUACGCUGCCGGAUAUGGAAAUGUUUGUUAAUCUGGGUGAUUGGCCGCUGGUGAAAAAGGGUGGUCCAAGCCGCACGACCGGUCCGUAUCCAAUCUUUUCCUGGUGCGGAAGCGAUGACACCUUUGACAUCGUAAUGCCAACGUACGACAUCACCGAAUCAACGCUGGAAAACAUGGGCCGCGUGAUGCUUGAUAUGCUUUCGAUCCAACGGCGUGGACUUCCGUGGGGAGAAAAACACACCAAAGCAUUCUGGCGCGGACGAGAUGCACGGCGCGAACGGCUGGAGCUGGUAGCAUUAGCUCGACGCCAUCCGGAGCUGCUGAACGCGUCGCUCACAAACUUUUUCUUCUUCCGCGAUGAGGAAAGCGAGUUUGGACCGCGCGUUGCUCACAUUUCCAUGCACGAUUUCUUCGACUACCGCUACCAGGUGAAUGUGGACGGUACGGUAGCAGCGUACCGAUUGCCAUAUCUGCUGGCCGGCAGUUCGGUGGUGUUGAAGCAGAACUCGUUCUACUACGAACACUUUUACCGCAAACUUGUACCGAUGCGACACUACAUACCGUUCGAGGCGGAUCUGUCCGAUUUGGUGCGGCAGAUCGAAUGGGCCCGGGAAAAUGAUGAAAAGGCACGGGAAAUUCGUGAUAAUGCCAACGCGUUUAUUAACGCCAAUCUAUUACCAUUGGACAUUUACUGCUAUCAUGCGUUGCUGUUUAAGGAGUAUGCCAAAUAUAUCGUUAGCCCGAUACAGGUACAACCGGGCAUGGAGAAGAUUGAACAACCCGAAGAAGCAUACCACUGUCCGUGUGAGCGGACGACGCUACCGAGGGACGAACUGUAAGCUGAACGACAAACCGCAGUUACCGCACGUGACGCACGAGUUGGAUAAAGUUGUCUGUCCUAGAGAGCUACCUUGAGGAAAACCGCAGAGAAAAAAUGUGUUACUAAUCGGAAUCUAUUCUAUGACGCAACCAGCGAGCUGUGAUCGUUACGUUAUCAUUUCCAGUAGGGCAUUUUCUUUUCCUCUCCUUCACUUUAGUUUACGGGUUCCGUAGAGUUGUCUCGACUCUCUAGACAACAGUUCAGAUCUCUGGAGAAACUGCUAGAACACUGCUUAGUGUGAGGAAGUAUUAUAUAAUAGAGGUACGUAGCCUACGCAAGUAGAAGGUUAAUAUUAUUUGAAUUAAAUGCGGUUCAGACACAGUAUUGCUAGUUCGGUGGAUAGGUGGAGAUAGAUUUUCCUAAAAUCAUGCACGGGGAAAUCCGAAUACUCUAAUGUAGAUCGUGUUUUGCGCGCAUGUUAAGCAACUGUCUUCUGUUCUUCAAUAUACUUCAAACUUUCCACAGUAAAAUUAAAAAGGGUUUAAAAUUCGGAUACGAAAAUGUGUUUGUGCUAUUUAACAUUACGAAUUGUACAUUAUCAAGUAACGCUGUUUAUUGCAGUUUACGUCAAAAGGAUACACAUUCGAAAACAUAUCAAAAUAUAAUGAUAUCGAUUAUAGCCACUAC
Anopheles moucheti is the source of this 2244-nucleotide messenger RNA. Its product is annotated as protein O-glucosyltransferase 2-like. Bases 38 to 1576 code for a protein of 512 amino acids. The transcript has 3 exons. Lineage: Eukaryota; Metazoa; Arthropoda; Insecta; Diptera; Culicidae. The record is from RefSeq and is a predicted model, not a curated record. Gene Ontology annotation, molecular function: protein binding; glucosyltransferase activity. Gene Ontology annotation, cellular component: endomembrane system.